AUGCCCUCCCCACUUGAACCAGCGACAAUCUCGCUUUUACUUCAGUAUAUCGUCCCGCCUUCUCAAUUAACAGAUCCCAUUCCCAGCCACCUUAUUUCAAAGAAUCUCCUAAAUAGACAUUUCUUUCUCAAUCUCAGGGACCCCUCUUCAGACCCCGCUUCUUAUCUCUCAUGGCCGUCCCCAGACCGGCAGAAGGUUUUCGAUAUAUUAGAGUCGUCCUCAACAUCACUAGAUUGUAUCCUUUCGAACCUCAAUAUUCACUAUACCGGCGACAUCGACUCUACUUUUGCGCACGCAGAGAUUCCAACUGUCGAUCAGGACCUUCCAAAUAUCCGAAUGGUUUUCGAGUGGGACGUAGAAGAUUCUUCUUGGAAGUACCAUAACUUAGCUCUCAUGCCAUUUCCGACACAGUCCUUCCAUUCCGUCUCUGCGAUCACGAACGUUGGGAUUGGGGCUUCCCGAACAAACCACUUUAAUGACCAGACGGAGGACGAAUCCUACUGGGAUUCGUAUGGGAAUGCGGGGGGAAGCCAGCGGAGUCCAGGCUUCUUGAGUAACGCGGAGUCUUCAGAAGAUGACUACUGGUCACAAUAUGCGACCGUUCACGGUACUGCCGAUUCAACUCGUCCAACGCCACCGCCAGAGCGAGAACAACACCCCGAGUCGUACCAGGAGGACGACCUCCACCAGCUGAAUGAUUUUUACAGUCGAGACGAUCCAGCAGAAGGCGAUAGCCGUGCAGAUCACAACCCAAUCAUUCAGAUCCCAUACGAGUCUUUCAAUAUAAAGCCGCCUCAUGGUCGGAACAGUCCUCCAUCUCCCGAAGAUCUUACAGAACGUCUUCGAGCUUUACAGUCGAAUUCCAGUGAUCAGCCUUCAUCGGCAAUCUCCGUCAACAUUAUACCUUCACAGGAACAUAGCGUCACUGACAAUCUCCAAAAGGGAACCGAACUUCCACAGGAGAUAAUCAACGGGCAUGAUGACGAACUUUCGCAAUCGGAUGAGACAGAAUCUGCCUGUGGCGUUAACGUUUCGCUGAAUGUUGCCUUGCGAGAGUCGAUACGAGGAACAUAUCGUUUGUGGAAGUUUUCCGCUAACCGGAACGACGAUGGACAAGACAAAGAACUGUUCUUAAAUGCGGUUAAAGCAGCCAUAAUAGACUGUUAA
Messenger RNA from Marasmius oreades (fairy-ring Marasmius), 1167 nucleotides. RefSeq lists its product as uncharacterized. The record is from RefSeq and is a predicted model, not a curated record. Lineage: Eukaryota; Fungi; Basidiomycota; Agaricomycetes; Agaricales; Marasmiaceae. The coding region runs from base 1 to 1167 and encodes 388 amino acids. The transcript has 2 exons.